Fusarium coffeatum is the source of this 2076-nucleotide messenger RNA. RefSeq lists its product as uncharacterized. The transcript is spliced from 2 exons. Bases 1 to 2076 code for a protein of 691 amino acids. NCBI's taxonomy places the organism in Eukaryota, Fungi, Ascomycota, Sordariomycetes, Hypocreales, Nectriaceae. The record is from RefSeq and is a predicted model, not a curated record.
AUGAUCGAUACCGACAACCUUCGUACAGCUUCGCUGUAUAUCAACAACCAGCUCCUUUCCAGAGGGUUGCUUCGCGAUGGCCAGAGCAUUGAUUUCGCCGGUGCGGCGUUUGAUGGCCAUGAUGCUGCAGCUACAAUGGGACGUAUUGUCAGCGUCCUGAACGAUUUAAUACUUCGAAGAGAUCGUGAUGCAGAACAUCGUGAAUCUCUAUCGACAACCAUGCGCACCCUACGCGCCGAUAACCUCAAGCAUACCAACGACAUUGCACGACUUACAGAGAAACAUAACGAGGCCAAGAGGAAGCUCGACAUCGCAGAAGCUUCAGAAGCCGCACUCAAAACCCAGAUGAAAUCCGCCGACGCCGCCAUUCGCGGCUUGAAGGAAGAAGUCGCCCGCACAAAGGGACUGGUCGCCCAAGCACGCGCUGCAUGUGCGACAGACGUACGUAGACGAGAUCGUCAAAUUGAUACCCUAAAGAAGCAGCUCAACGAAGCUGGACGCGCACGAGGAGCACGAAGCAACCCCGGCGUAACCUCGAUUACCAUCACAGGCGAUAUCGGCGAUGACAAGACUUCCUCAACGCGAGGCGCCCGCACAUCGACAGAUGAUUACAACUUGCGCAAUGAGACGAAUGCUUUCCUGGCAAACCUGGCUCAGAAUCUUAGUGAAGAGAACGAGGCCAUUCUCGUCGUGAUGCGAAAGACAAUGAAGCAACUGCGGGACAUGAGCGGUUGGAAUAAUGACAACCAGGAUACCCUUGUCACUCAACAACAAGGAUGGCAAGACAUGGCUACAGAGCUGGACUCUGUACUGGAGCACAUGCGGACCAUCUUGACGAACCCCUCGUUCGUGCCAAUCGAAGAGGUCAUGGUCCGAGAGGAAGAAAUCAGCCGUCUCAAGGAUGGAUGGGUCAAGAUGGAAAGCCGCUGGACUGAAGCAGUUCAUCUGAUCGACGGCUGGCGAAAGCGCAUGGCUGCUAACGGACGGCCAAUCUGCGAUGAAGAACUCCAGAUGGGACUACGUCUCAGUCCUGUGAGAGUAAGGGAUGUGGAGGAAACGAGACACGCAUCUGGUCUAAGGCUCUCGGCAGUCGCUGAAGAGGAAGAGGAGGAAGAUGAAGAGAUGCACAACUCGCCAUGCCCGUCACGCUGCUCUCCAAGCGUACAGCUUGUUCCAGAGUCAGAACCGGAGGAUGAGGGUCAUGGCCAUGAAAGUGAUGCUGAAUCUGAUUACGACGUACCAAUCGACGAUUACGAUGUUGAUGAGCCUAAUGUGCAAAUCCUCCAACAAUCCACCGCAGCUCCCCUUUAUCAUCGGGAGCAAGAAUCUUCACCACUCCCCGAACCUCCCCAACUCAGUCCUUUGAAGGAUUCCGCCUCUGCAGGAAACAGGGGCUCUCACCGGCCCAAGCAACCGGGCAAGAGAGACUUUACCACGAUAGCUGAAGAGGAUAGUUGGGAUCACCCUGGACAGAUAGACCCGACCCCUAUAAAGUUCAACCCUGAAGCUCGAGACCGAGUCUCGUCCAGCUCUUCCCUCGACGAAGUGCUUCUCAAGUCAUCCAAUGUUGCCCCUUCUGAGGCAAAGCCUACUACUCCCAGUCGACAAAGCUCUCAACGCAGCGAUCAAAACGAAGCAAACCCAGGCUCACCUAACCGUUCCCCUCGCCGAACUGCGUCUCGGCUUCCACUCCCGAGAAAUGUCGACCCCGUUCCUCAGCAGAGCCCCCUUACUAUGGCCACCAUCGCGGCCAAACUGGCCGCUUCAGAGCGUGAUGCCGAUGCUGCUCGUGUCCGAGCCAAACUUCGAGCUGCCCGUAGCGCCCGCGGAGUUAAGAAGCCCAACAUCACUCCGUCUGAGCCCCAAGCCGCCGAAUCUCCUGCCAAGGAAUCAGAACUCAAAAGAAGUGGUCUCGAGAACGUGGAUCCUGUGAAGAGGGACCCGGCUCCGGCUGAUGGUCAGUUGAAGCCCGAGAAGAGGCGCCGUGGUCAUAAAACGAGUAAGAGUGCAUCGCGGCGAAGGAGCACACUAAGCCCCUGGGAACUUGAAAGCUUGAUGAAUGGAAACGUACAGUAA